This is a messenger RNA of Leishmania mexicana MHOM/GT/2001/U1103, 1500 nucleotides long. Its product is annotated as metallo-peptidase, Clan MA(E), Family M32. The coding region runs from base 1 to 1500 and encodes 499 amino acids. Lineage: Eukaryota; Euglenozoa; Kinetoplastea; Trypanosomatida; Trypanosomatidae. Gene Ontology annotation, molecular function: metallocarboxypeptidase activity. The record is from RefSeq and is a predicted model, not a curated record. The transcript has a single exon. Gene Ontology annotation, biological process: proteolysis.
AUGGAGUCGUACAAGAAGCUGGAAACGAUCUUUACGAAGGUCUACCGCCUGGACCACUUCCUCGGUCUCGGCAAUUGGGACAUGAACACAAACAUGCCCCCCAAAGGCGAGGAAUCUCGCGGGGAGGCGAUGGCGAUGCUCUCGGAGCUGCGCUUUGGCUUCAUCACGGCACCGGAGGUGAAGGACCUGAUUGAGAGCGCCACCAAGGGCAGCGACAAGCUGAAUGCGGUUCAGCGCGCAAACUUGCGUGAGAUGAAGCGUGCAUGGAAGAGCGCUACCGCCUUGCCGGCAGAGUUUGUGGGCCGCAAGAUGCGCCUCACGACACAAGCGCACAGCGUGUGGCGCGACAGCCGCAAAGCCAAUGACUUCGUCAAGUUCCUACCGGUGCUUAGGGACCUGGUGGCGCUCGCCCGUGAGGAGGGCGCCUACCUUGCUGCUGGCACCUCCCUAUCCCCGUACGAGGCGCUCAUGAACGAGUACGAGCCAGGCAUCACGACACAGAAGCUGGAUGAGGUGUAUGCAAAUGUAAAGUCCUGGCUGCCGCAGCUGCUCAAGGACAUUGUGCAGAAGCAGUCCGGCGACGCGGUGAUAGCGUUCUCGCAGAAGUUCCCGCAGGACAAGCAGGAAGCACUGUGCAAGGAGUUCAUGAAAAUCUGGCACUUCGACACCGACGCCGGUCGCCUCGACGUCAGCCCCCACCCUUUCACGGGAAUGACGAAGGAGGACUGCCGACUAACAACAAACUACAUCGACGACACGUUUGUGCAGAGCUUGUACGGCGUCAUCCACGAGAGUGGUCAUGGCAAGUACGAGCAGAACUGUGGCCCACGCGAGCACAUCACGCAGCCGGUGUGUAACGCCCGCUCUCUUGGCCUGCAUGAGAGCCAGAGCCUCUUUGCGGAGUUUCAGAUUGGCCACGCGACGCCCUUCAUCGACUACCUCACAACUCGCCUUCCUGAGUUCUUCGAGGCGCAGCCAGCGUUUUCGCAGGACAAUAUGCGCAAGUCGCUGCAGCAGGUGAAGCCUGGCUACAUCCGCAUCGAUGCGGAUGAGGUGUGCUACCCUCUGCACGUGAUCCUGCGCUACGAGAUCGAGCGCGACUUGAUGGAGGGCAAGUUGGAGGUGGAGGAUGUGCCGCGCGCGUGGAAUGCGAAGAUGCAGGAGUACUUGGGUCUCUCAACGGAGGGCCGUGACGAUGUCGGGUGCCUGCAGGACGUGCAUUGGUCCAUGGGUGCGCUCGGCUACUUCCCGACGUACUCGCUCGGUGCCAUGUAUGCGGCGCAGAUUAUGGCGAGCAUCCGGAAGGAGCUGGGAGACGACAAGGUGGACGAGUGCCUACGCACCGGUGAGCUCGGCCCCCUCCUGGAGAAGCAGAAGGAGAAGAUCUGGGACCAUGGCUGUGUGUACGAGACGGACGACCUCAUGACACGUGCAACAGGCGAGACACUGAACCCCGAGUACCUGCACCGCCACCUGGAGGCGCGCUACCUAAAGGCCUGA